Messenger RNA from Pelagomonas calceolata, 1109 nucleotides. Lineage: Eukaryota; Pelagophyceae; Pelagomonadales; Pelagomonadaceae. The record is from the annotation of a GenBank genome assembly.
GCUUGCUCUUGCCGACAGUCGAGCCGCAAGCGCUGGUCUACAGCUCGCUGCGCGUCGCCGAAAGUACCUCUACGCACGGCAUCAUUGGUUCAACCAGCUUCGCUCGCUAGGCGACGUGUGAGCUCUCACAAAUCGAUUGCACUGUGACGCCGCAGCCGCACGCCAUCGCAGCGAUGUCGACACCGACCUCGCCCACGAAACCGGGGUCGCCCGCAAAGAUGCCAGCGCCACCACCGGGCCCGCCGCCCCCCGAGAAUGUGCUGCCACCAAUGCCGCCCGGGCCACCGCCCACUGAAAAUAUAAUAGACCCAAAAAAGAAACGCGAACGCGAAGAAGACGAUUCAAGACGGAAGAAGAAGAAGCGGGUCAAGAUCGAGCUGGAGCGGGAUCUCGAUAAUGGGAUCGGCUGGCCGAGCGGCCGACCGCGGGAGCCGCGAUACCGGCACGGCUGGUUCCUACCCACCCAUGAAAGAGUUUUCGAAAGGGUACUGGCAGAUGUCGGUGAAGUGAAAGUAAUACUGGAACUGGGGAGCUGGUACGGUAGCUCCACGGAGUGGCUCUGUGAAAGGUGUCCGGACGCCGCGGUGUACGCGGUCGAUCUAUGGGACGAUUCUUUCAUCCUAGACAAGCAACGGGACCACUACAGCACGAUGGGCGACCGGAAGCUCGAGAAUCUGUUGAAUAACCAUCCUCUAUGGGAUACAUUUUUGGCGAAUCUGUGGUCGUUUCGCGAUCAAGUGGUACCUCUAAAGAUGGAGACGACGGCGGGCGUCAAAGUACUAAAGGACAAGGGCAUCAAACCCCAAAUCAUCUACAUCGACGCGGACCACCACUACGCGCCGUGCAAGGCGGACAUCCAGGCGUGCCUACGAGCAUUCCCUGACGCCAUAUUAGUAGGAGACGACUACGGCCACUACGAGUCGGUGCGCAACGCCGUCACGGAGUGCGCGUUGGAGUUCAACAAGUUUAUACAUGUAGACCAGAACCACUGCUGGACCUACCACCGCAUGGAGUCCGGGACAGGUAGAACGUUCAAGCCGAAGCCCAAGGCCACCGACUCCUUCGCCUCAUUGUUAGCGGGCUACGCGUGACUAAGUCUACUUUCUAGC